AUGCCCUCCAACAUGACCCCAGGCGUAGACCCUCCCGGAGCCGACAAGUCUUUCAUCUCUAUCAUCUCCGUCCUUCUCGCGAUAAUUGCGACAGCAUUCUUUUUGGGCUGUAUUUCGCGUUGUCUGGUCAAGCGAAAAGAGAGGAUCCGCCGGGAACAGCAAAAUAUUCCCCUGCGGGAUGGGAGGACGACGGUGCCAGCUGCAGCCCGCCCGCCACGGCCGAGCAAUGAGACUUUGCCGCGGCGGUAUAAGGAGGUCGAGACGCCGCCGCCGGCGUAUUCUGCGGGGAGGGAGCGGGUGUUCGAGGAGUAUCGGAGGUGCAUGUGCGGCAAAUCGAGAAGUGACGAAGAGGUUGUUUUUCUUUCAAUCAAUCACGUCCCUGACGUCGCUUUCACUCCAUCAGUCAAACCUCUCCAACCCGAGACAAUCCAGCAAGGUGUCAACAAUCUCAGCACAUCCUCUCUCAUCAUGAAUCUCAACGCCGACAUCACCCUCGCCUCCCUCGACGUCAAACUCCUCGUCAUCUGGACCGGCUUCCUCCUCGGCGUAUCCAUCCAAGGCCUCUGCGACAUCCUCUCCAUCCAGACAAGACAGCGACGGGGCCAUACACAAUGCAUCAUACGGUUCCGGAGGUCGAAGAUGAGAAGAUGGACGAGACAGGUUCGGGUACACGCCUUUCUGCUGGCGAUCUGCCGGGCACGGGUCGUGAGUUUGUGGUUCAAUGAGAUGGUUAAGGAGGAGGAGCUGCCGCUAGCGUAUCGGCAGUGGUAA
Messenger RNA from Zasmidium cellare ATCC 36951, 771 nucleotides. RefSeq lists its product as uncharacterized. NCBI's taxonomy places the organism in Eukaryota, Fungi, Ascomycota, Dothideomycetes, Mycosphaerellales, Mycosphaerellaceae. Bases 1 to 771 code for a protein of 256 amino acids. The transcript has 2 exons. The record is from RefSeq and is a predicted model, not a curated record.